AUGGCUGAGGAUAAGGCCGUUAGUGCUGAUGGCAAGGGUGGUAGAGCGGAGAGUGAUGCUGAGGAAGAGGUGCGAGUACCAGGGUCACACAAGAAGAAGGAGAAGAGGAAAGUGUUACCAGUGAAGAUGCCAGUGAGAGAUGCAAUCCAAGCUGUGGGCCUUAUUGAUGAAUCAACGAUGGCAUGUGAUGACCAUAAGAAGCUUGAUGAUGUCUCUACUAAAGAUUAUGGUAUUGCUGCUGAGCGCAUCUCGGGUUGGAGGACUGAUAUUCCUCCUGCUGGUUCAAAGCCAUCCUCCUGGCUUGAGGAAAAAAUUAUCUACAAUGCCUUCCAACUUCUCUAUAGCGGUGGUGCCCCACUCACACCCAUUGACACAAUUGCCAAUGCUGGGGCUGACAACGUGGCAGAUCAUUUUACGACCCUAUUUGCAGACAAUGAUUUGGAUGAAUCAGUCAAGCGCUCUCAAGCCCUUGCCCAUAUGUCUAAACCAAGGGCUGCUCAGGGCAGUCAAGAUUUCUUCUAA
Molecule: messenger RNA, 522 nt
Organism: Suillus subaureus
Lineage: Eukaryota; Fungi; Basidiomycota; Agaricomycetes; Boletales; Suillaceae
Exons: 5
Coding region: 1-522 (173 amino acids)
Source: RefSeq, a predicted model, not a curated record